This is a messenger RNA of Diabrotica virgifera virgifera (western corn rootworm), 5987 nucleotides long. Its product is annotated as transmembrane protein 209. Lineage: Eukaryota; Metazoa; Arthropoda; Insecta; Coleoptera; Chrysomelidae. The coding region runs from base 3307 to 5607 and encodes 766 amino acids. Gene Ontology annotation, cellular component: membrane. Gene Ontology annotation, molecular function: nucleic acid binding. The transcript is spliced from 2 exons. The record is from RefSeq and is a predicted model, not a curated record.
CCAGUACAAAGAAUUUUGCCUUGUAACAAUUCAUCAAUUUUGGAAAGAAGUAUAGUCAUAAAUAAAACGAAACAUUCAGUCAAACAAGACUUCUUGUGGUUCACUAUUAACAUUGCAUUUCUGUCUGCUAUUUUAUAUGAUUUUCCUCCAACGAAGAGAAAGGGUUUAGAGCAAACAUUGGUCUACUUCGUCCGGAUUUUUUGACACCCGAAGAAAACAUCGAUCCCUUCGCCUGAAUUUGGUACCUACAGCUUGCAGCAUCGAGAAGUAAGGUUAGAAUAUUUGAUUCACUUAUUUUGAUCUUGCUUUGAGAGUAUAUAAUUUAUUGGCAUAUGGUUUUGUUUUAGUUCAUAUUCUUUCUACUUUAUCAUACAAAAUAUUAAAUAUUUGGCACAUUUCUUUAAAAACAAAUUAUAAUUUUUGGAUUUAUAUCUUAAAAAAAACUUACUUCUUUAAGCUAAAUAACAUAUCUAAAUAUUGAAAUAAACGUUAUCAGUUAUUAUUUGUAUAAUAAUCUACAAUAUUAAUCAUAUUAAUUAAUACAUAAUAUACAACAACCAGCCUACCAUAGCAGCACCCAUCGAAGGGAAUAUCGUUUAUUUAUAAUAUAAUUAACGCAUUUCAAAGCAUUUUACUUAUAAUAAAGACAUCCUAAGCAUUAUUAAUAUUUGGCCCAACAUAGCCGUAUCACAAUCCUUAUACCUAAUCCACACCAUCAACAUUUUUUAUUGCUUACUUAGCUGAUCCACUUAUUUUAACUUGGUACUGCAACUAAGCUAGCAAUAUUCUUAUUAAUUAGUAUAUUCCACAAAACACAGUAAAUUUAUAACCUUCUCUCAAACCUAUUAGCGUAAAUUAAUUGAUAAAAGUGGCUAAUGCUGAAGACCUUAAACAUUUUGUAGCUCGUCGUGGCACUGUUAAAUCCACAGUGACUCGUUUUAACACUUUCCUUGAAAAAUGUGUAACUCCUUUAUCUGACACAAUCCGUCUUAAAUUACAAGCGCGUCUUGAUGCCUUAAAGGAGUCAGUUGUUGAGUUUGAAAAGGUACAGUGUGACAUUGAACGUAUUUGUUUAUUUGAUACAACCUCUAACCUCGGCAAUCAAGAUGAUGAACGAGGAAAGUUUGAAAGCAAAUAUUAUGCCUUAGUAGCGAAAGCAACAUUACUUCUCAAUCCCGUAUCAAAGGAGCAACCACCCAUUCAUGGAUCAUCUUCAUCCAUGUCACCUUCGCCAAUGCUCAACUCUCAUCGUCUUAAUUCAUAUUUACCAUCAAUUCCUUUGCCCAUAUAUUCUGGCACAUACGAAACUUGGACAAAUUUCAAAGAAACCUUUGAGGCACUUAUUGAGAACAAUCCUACUAUUCAAAAAAUCGAAAAAUUUUAUUAUCUUAAAUCCAGUCUAAAGGGGGAAGCCGCUCAAAUUAUUGGAGCACUCUCCGCAACCGAAGCAAAUUAUGAAACGGCUUAGCAUCUAUUGUGCGACCGUUAUGAAAACAAAAGAGCAAUUUUUCAUGCUCACGUCAAAUCCAUCUUCGAGCUAAGUCCUACUAAAGAUGAGUCGUCUCGUUCCUUGAUAAAACUUUUAGACACUUUCGUCAACCAUUUCAAAUCCUUGGAAAACUUAGGGGAACGCGUUUUCGAGUGGAGUACCAUUCUAAUAUAUCUUUUAACAUCCAAAAUUGACAUCAAUUCUCGAAAAGAAUGGGAAAGAGUAUCAGCAGGAAAGCAAUCUCCCGAUGUGAAACACUUCCUACAAUUUUUGUCGGAAAGGUGUAAAAUUUUAGAAUCUGUUGAACAAAAAUGCGACCAAUGGGCAUAAUGUCAAGUCAUCUGACAAAUCUUCAACCCUUACCGCAUUAGCUCAAGUGCCAUCAAGGUGCAGUUUAUGCUCAGAUAACCAUUUUAUCUACUCUUGUUCUAAGUUUCAUGCCAUGCCGAUACCGGACCGAUUUGCAAAAGCAAAGGAGCUUCAUCUGUCCACCAAUUGCUUAAGGUCCGGACAUAAAACUUUGGAUUGUAAAUCUAGCUACACUUGUAAGGCUUGUCAAAACAAACACCAUAGCCUUUUACAUAGAACUCAACCCGAGUCGCAAAAUCAUAAUAAAAACCAUAUAUCUACCAUAUCUUAUCUUCCCCAAUCUCAUCAAAAUAAUCCUAGCACUUCUAGACAACCAGAGACAUCCUGUAACUUAUAUUCAUUUAAUCAAAAUCCUAAUUCGUUCAUACUGUUAGCUACUGCUGUAGUAAAAACAUUUGACAAAAAACGGCAACCCACACUGGCCAGGGCCAUCUUAGAUAGUGGAAGCCAAUCCAAUUUUAUUACUCAAGAACUAUUUGAGAAACUAAAUCUUCCAUAUGAACAUGUUAACCUACCUAUAACAGGUAUAAAUCACGUUACAACUUCACUUACCAAACGUGUAAAAUUAGAAGUAAAAUCUUUAAACGGAGAUUUCACUUUCAAAAUGCCUGCUCUCGUAAUUAAUCAAAUAACCGAUCUUACACCACAGCAUUCAAUCAACCCUUCUUAUAUUAAUAUACCCAAUAAUAUCACAUUAGCUGACCCUCAGUUCUAUAAUCCUUCUGAAGUACACCUACUCAUUGGUGCAGGCUUAUUCUUUAAUCUCAUGGGUUCUGGACAAAUAAAGGGUAAUAAAGGUCAACCAUUUUUACAACAAACGAAAUUGGGGUGGGUAGUUAGUGGCCCAAUUCCUUCACAAACUUAUUGCUACCAUUCUGGUCCCAGUUCUUGUUUUCUUUUAUCAGCCGAUCCUCUUCAGGCCAGUAUCGAAAAAUUCUGGAAAAUUGAAGAGAAAUAUAUUACGAUUCCUUCUAAAUACACUAAGGAAGAAGAAGAAUGUGAAGUCCAUUUUCAAUGUACCACAAUUAGCGACGACACUGGACGUUUUCAAGUGAGUCUUCCUCUUAAACCUCAAAUUGCACAACUAGGCAAAUCUUAUGACAUAGCUUUUAAACGAUUUCUAUCAAUCGAAAGGAAGCUUCAGAAAAAUCGUAUUCUAAAACAAGCCUAUUGCGAAUUUAUGUCACAGUACAUCGAGCUUGGACACAUGUCUAAAAUUUCGGAUCUCGAACCUGAUUCUUCUCCUUCGUAUUAUUUGCCUCACCAUGCUGUCGAAAAAAAUGAUAGAAGAGAAAACUCGUAUCGUUUUUAAUGCCUCAUGUCCCACUUCUACCGACAUAUCACUAAAUCAUACACUCAAGGUGGGCCCUGUUGUUCAAAGCGAUCUUUUUUCCAUAUUGCUACGAUUCAGAUAGCACAACUUCGUAUUUACCGGUGACAUUGCCAAAAUGUAUAGACAAGUACUGGUCGAACCAGCACAGCGUAACCUUCAACGCGUGAUAAUAUGGCGAAAUGAUCCUUCCCAGGAAAUUAUCAUCUAUCAGUUAAACACCGUGACAUACGGCUUGGCAAGCUCAUCAUAUUUAGCUACUAGAUGCUUAAAGGAAAUUUCUAUACAUUCUUCGGCUACAUUUCCUGAAGAAAGUCGUAAGCUCAACCUAGAUACGUAUGUCGAUGAUGUGGUCACAGGUGCUUCAACUAAACAAGGCUUGAUUUCUCUUCGUCGAGACUUAACUUCAAUAUUAAGUUCCUAUGGCUUCAAUCUAAGACAAUUUUCAUCAAACAGUACGGCCCUGCUAUCAGAUAUAAAUGUAGACGAUCACAAAGAAGAAUAUAUAAUAACAGAUUCACCAAACAGUAAAACUCUUGGCAUAUCGUGGAAUUCUUUAACUGACUCAUGUAUCUACAAUACAAGGAUAACAGCAAAUCCAUCCAUUAUUACAAAAAGGACAAUCCUAUCAACCAUAGCUUCUAUUUUUGAUCCUCUAGGUUGCCUUGGGCCCAUGAUCGUUCAAGCAAAGGUUCUAAUGCAAAAAUUAUGGAUUCAGCGACUUAACUGGGAUGAUCCUAUUCCUGUCGAACUCUAUAAGAUCUGGAAAUCGUUUAUAGACAACUUUACUCUCGUUAAUUCUUUUAAUAUACCUCGUCAAGUCACCACGAAAGAUCCCAUUUACAUUGAGCUACAUGGCUUUUCCGAUAGUUCAAUAAAUGCAUAUGGAGCUUGCAUAUAUGUACGAUCUAUUGAUAUACACGGUCGUAUACUUAGCAAUUUACUGUGCGCUAAAUCACGUGUUGCUCCGUUAAAGGCUAUUUCACUACCUAGACUUGAAUUGUGUGGAGCACUUACUCUUGCUCGCCUAACUAAAAACGUAAUCGAAUCUUUAAAACUUACUUUCUCAAAAAUUUAUUUCUAUACCGACUCCACAAUUGUUCUAUGCUGGUUGGGUCUUGAACCUCGCACUUUAAAAACAUUCGUAUGCAAUCGUGUAUCCGAAAUCCAGCAAUUGACAAAAAUAGAUGAGUGGCAUCAUAUACCCUCCAAUUUAAAUCCUGCCGACAUAAUAUCUAGAGAAGCUAGUCCGUCCGAAUUGCAUGAAUGUGAUUUAUGGUGGCAUGGACCUUCAUUUUUGUUGCAAUCUCAGGAUACUUGGCCCUCAAACAAUCACAUAUCGAACUUCACAGCUCAUACUCCUGAUCCCGAUUUAAUGGAACUUAAUCCAAAAUCUAUUGUUCUAUCAUCUCAAGUAUCUCCUUCAAUCUUAAUAUCUUCACUAGUUAAUAGAUAUUCUAGUUAUACUAAACUUCGGAACGUUCUGGCUUAUUGUUUUCGAUUUAUCCACAACGCUAAGACUUCAAGGGAAUUCCGGAUAAUUGGAGAUCUCACCUUAACGGAGAUGGUCCAAAGCACAAAUUAUCUUGUUAGACACGUUCAGAGAGAAAGCUUUCCUGAGGAUAUUCACCAAUUAAAGUCUCAUGGUAAAGUCAAACUUUCCAGCAAAUUAAACUCUCUGAACGUAUUCCUUGACGACCUAAACAUAAUGAGGGUGGUAGGUCGCUUAAGACAUGCUUCUAUCCAAUUCUCAGCAAAACAUCCGGUUUUACUUCCACAUAAGCAUCCUCUUUUAAAAACAAAUGCCAUCCGAGAUUUUUCUCAAGAAAAUAAAAUAACAUGGCAUUUCAUUCCUGCCAGAUCUCCACACUUUGGGGGGCUAUGGGAGAGUGCCAUAAAAUCAAUAAAAACUCACUUGUACCGUAUUAUAAACAAUGCCAAUCCUUUAUUCUAUGAGGAAUUGUAUACUCUUUUAGUACAGAUUGAAGGUGUAUUAAAUUCUCGACCCCUGCUUCCUAUGAGCAACGAUCCCAAUGAUAUAGAAGUGCUGACUCCGGGCCAUUUUCUCAUUGGUCAUCCGCUUAACAUGGUUCCUGCUAUAGACUAUGAGGAUUUUCCGAUCAACCGGCUCACCCGAUUUGAGCUCUUGCAGCGCAUGAUGCAGCACUUUUGGUCGAGGUGGAAAAAUGAAUACUAUACUUUGCAGCAACGAGAAAAGUGGAGAUAUACAAAAGACACGGCCAAAUUACAAGGACAGAUGGUGCUCCUGAAGGAUGAUGGUCUUCCUCCGUAUCAAUGGUCCCGUGGACGUAUAAGUGCUCUCCAUCCAGGCAAAGACGGACUUGUGAGCGUCUCUACCCCAAAUGGAACUAUCAAACGCAGCAUUACUAAACUGUGCCCGUUACCUGUUGAACAAUAAACAUUCGUUUUCUAUUUUUUAGUGUAACCGAAACAACUAAUUUUAAAUUUUCUUUCAUGUAUGUAGUAUUUAGGUAUGUAUAUAAGUAUUGUAUAACAAGUCAUUGUAAUUCUGCAAGCCACAGCCUAAGCGAGCCGGUUUUUAAGUAAUUAGUCACUACCUUUCUUUAUUGAAGUGUAUCCUUAGAUAACUUCAAGGGCGGCGGUAUGUUCGAUCCUAAUUUGUAUAAAAUAUUUUAAAUUGCCAAUAUUAAUUAAAAUAAACAAGUACGUAUAAUAUUUCACGGGUGACGAGUAGUUUUUGGAAUCGGUAACCCAUAACAACAGUCAGCAAAUAUAUAUAAAAUCAAUCAAAAUAAUUUCAACGAGCAAAAUUUUAUU